AUGGGUAUCGGCAGCGGCAUCGCCGUUUCACUUUCCUUCAUAAGCUGCAUAUGGCUACCUGCAACACUCCUGUGUUGCCUGCCGUGGGUCCAGAGGCAGAUGCUGUAUUUACAUUGGGUCACCAUGUUUCCCGGCAAAUGGCUUGAAGAGCCCGAAAGAGCUGGUUUUUCGAAAAAUCAGGUCACGCCCUUCCGUAUCGCGACCAAGGACGGUCACAGACUCUUCACGUGGCUUGUCGCACCGCUGGGCGUGUAUGCCAGACAUCUACAUGACUUCGUUCAUGAGCAGUCUGGUGUUGAAGACGUCACCGAGAAGCUAGCAUUCCGAUUGUUGCGAGACGAUCCGGAGGCACGCCUGCUCAUCUACUUUCACGGCAAUGCGGCAACGCUGGGACAGCAGAGACGGACAGAGGAAUACAGAUCCUACUCUUCUGGCGCGUGUGAGAAAGUCUUUGUGCUGGCAUUUGACUAUCGUGGGUUUGGAAAGUCUGGUGGUGUGCCCUCGGAGACCGGCCUCAGAAAGGAUGCAGAAGCUGUCGUCGACUGGGCUUUGCAUGUCGCAAGAAUACCUCCAAGCCGCAUCGUGCUUCUGGGUCAUUCGCUAGGGACAGCUGUUUCUACAGCUGUGGCAGUACAGUAUGCUGAUAUGGGCGUCGAGUUUGCCGGUAUCAUACUGUGUGCUGCAUUCACAAACGCAGGCAACGCGUUCGCCUCCUACUCAAUCGCCGGCGUCGUACCCGUGCUUGCGCCCGUCAAGAUGAUCCCCGCUGUCCAAGCCUGGUUCAGUCGCAGGAUGCGGGACACUUGGCGGACUGACGUGCGUUUAGCUGCGCUUGCUCGCAAGUAUUCGAAGCUUCGACUCGUCUUGGUACAUGCGGAGGACGAUGGCACGAUGCCAUGGAAUCAGACUGAAGAACUGUUCAAGUCCACACUCAAAGCCGCAACUGGAGCCAAUGUGGAUGGCGAUGCCUGGAGUGCGCCGAAACACGACACGGUCGAUCUGGGCGAGGCUGGCAGACAGGAAAUCUGGGAAAAGGGUAAUGCGCGCAUCGAGAAGCUUGUAGCCAAGCACGGAGACCACAACCAGAUGAUGACAUGGAGUCCAAUCGCCCUUGCGAUUCUCCAGACCUUCGGAUUGACGGCUUCGACCACGCGCUUGUAG
Ascochyta rabiei is the source of this 1161-nucleotide messenger RNA. Its product is annotated as Acylglycerol lipase. The record is from RefSeq and is a predicted model, not a curated record. NCBI's taxonomy places the organism in Eukaryota, Fungi, Ascomycota, Dothideomycetes, Pleosporales, Didymellaceae. The transcript is spliced from 5 exons. Bases 1 to 1161 code for a protein of 386 amino acids.